Messenger RNA from Rhincodon typus (whale shark), 3330 nucleotides. RefSeq names its product charged multivesicular body protein 2A (gene chmp2a). The transcript has 6 exons. The record is from RefSeq and is a predicted model, not a curated record. Bases 141 to 800 code for a protein of 219 amino acids. NCBI's taxonomy places the organism in Eukaryota, Metazoa, Chordata, Chondrichthyes, Orectolobiformes, Rhincodontidae. Gene Ontology annotation, cellular component: multivesicular body; ESCRT III complex. Gene Ontology annotation, biological process: protein transport; endosome transport via multivesicular body sorting pathway; late endosome to vacuole transport.
CGAUGGCGUCAUCCAUCAGUUUUCUAUUGGCCGGCGACGUGGGUGACGUAAGCAGACAACAACAGGAACCGGAGGCCGCGACAACGCGCACCGUCACCUCCCAAGGCCCAAGGCCCAAGGCUCCAGCUCAGUGAAUCACCAUGAAUGCCAUAUUUGGGAGGAGGAAGACCCCGGAGGAAAUGCUCCGGCAAAACCAGCGAGCUCUGAAUCGAGCCAUGAGGGAGCUGGACCGGGAGAAGAUGAAGCUGGAACAGCAGGAGAAGAAAAUCAUCGCAGACAUCAAGAAAAUGGCAAAACAAGGACAGAUGGAUGCAGUUAAAAUAAUGGCGAAAGACUUGGUGCGAACGCGACGCUACGUGAAGAAAUUCAUCAUGAUGAAGGCGAACAUCCAAGCUGUGUCCCUGAAGAUUCAGACGUUAAAGUCCAACAACACCAUGGCUCAGGCCAUGAAGGGUGUCUCCAAGGCCAUGGCCACCAUGAAUCAGCAGUUGAAACUGCCUCAGAUUCAGAAGAUCAUGAUGGAGUUUGAGAAGCAGUCAGAAAUUAUGGACAUGAAAGAGGAAAUGAUGAAUGAUGCUAUCGAUGAUGCCAUGGGCGAUGAAGACGAUGAGGAAGAGAGCGAUGCCAUUGUCUCUCAAGUGCUAGAUGAACUUGGUUUGAACCUGACUGACGAACUGUCCAACCUUCCGAGCACUGGAGCGUCACUCAGUGUUGCUGCUGGGAAAAAAGCAGAGCCUGUGGUCCUGGAAGAUGCAGACGCCGACUUGGAGAAACGGCUUAAAAACCUCCGUAAAGACUGAGGGAGUUGAUGAUUUUUCCUUUUCUUUGUGUUCAUAUUUUAAACUGGGGGUUGGGGUAGGAGGAAUAUUACCCACUCUAUAUAGAGAAAUAGUGAUUUAGUUAUCUUUUUCAUUUUGUUUUAUGGAAUGAUUACCGAACUGUGCAGCUGGAUUCUGCAGGAUCUCCUCUACGCUGUGCCCGUGUCUGAUAGCACAGAGUGGCAAUGCUACUAACAUAGCGAGCAAAACCCAGGCUGGUGAUACAGGGCAACCUGCUGUUAAACGCAGUUAAGAUCUUGUUUGCAAGCACUUUUUUUCUUCUUCUUCCUGCCCUCCUUUGUAUUGUCUGUUGAUGGCCCUCUGCCACUUGGGCGUUGAUAACCACCAAAUUGGCAGAGCAUAAGGUUCUGACCUUUAACCCCACACAAGCCUUUUGCCCUAAGGGAGUAUUUAAACUGGCACUGGAGGUAAAUCAGAAGAUAACAUAAUUGUGUACGUACAUGGGAUUGUCUUUAAUUUUAUUUGAGGCAUGGCGCCACGAUGUCCCUAUCGGGAAGGGAAUCUGAUUCCCAUGAUGUUUUGCCAGGCCCUGUGGAAAUGGCAAAGCUCCAGUGACUUACUGACAAACCGUGGGCUGCUUCACAUCGCACUGAUAAACCUUCUCGUCCAUGGUGUAGAUUUGGAGUUCCUGUUCUGCCCAUGUGCUUCUAACGCCACAGUGAACCCUGAACCUCUGCUACUGCCGCCUGUGCCACAGAGCCUUCUCUCUUGAAGGUGGCGUUACCUGUCGAGGUGUGGUGAAUCCAGGAGUACAGCUCCUACCAGCCGUAGCUUGAUCAAAUUGCUGGGCAGCAGUUGGGCACUCUUCCUCUCCCCCCCACCAACUACCCCCAUACAAUUUUUAAAAAUGUUUAUUUCUUAAGAUUUGUAUAAAGGUGUGUGCAGUAAGCCCAGAGCAUGAUUGUAGUCUGGUGCCGAUCUGUCCAUUGCUGUGCAUCAGGUUGUUACUAUUAGAGUUUAUAGUGGGAUGCACCAAUGUAAACGUGUCACAGUAAUUAUAUCCUCCUGUAAUAGUGCCACCUUUGGUCAGAUACAGUAGUUGCAGUAUGACAGGUGGCGAUUUCCAAUGUUGGACUUGACAUGGGAGUAUUGACCAUAUAAAUGGCAGGGUGGAAUAUUUGUCUUUGACUUUGGCCUGAAUUAUGCCUCUCUAUCCUGGUCGAAUUAUGCCUCUCUAUCCUGGUCGAAUUAUGCCCCGUUCUUAAACUGCACUUUCACCCAUUUGGUUGUAACAUCACAGCGGCUUGACUGGUAUUGAAUGGAAGAAUGUCAUGCCAAACCACCUGCAAGAAUGAUUUCCUUUCUUCAUAAUCGGUCAGCUGUGCAAUUAGAUCAGAGUGUCUGAGCUUGACUGUCUGUGAAAUGCCGCCUUGUCAUUAUGCUAGAGCUGGGACUUCCUCUGUCUGUUGUUCAAUACAACCACUGCCCCAUCCCAUGAGUGCUUGCUGUGAAAAUUUGGGGGCCCCUACUCUCCACAGCAGAGAGACUGGCCUGAGCUCCCUGGAGUAUGGGACUGCAGCAAAUGCAUUGCACCUUUUUAUUAUUGACUGACCAACUGAACAGGGUGUAAUCCGAAGGAGUUGUUGCUGUCUGUGGCUAGUGUCAAGGAGUUGACUGGUCUCCUGGACACUUCCCUGAAUCACCUCACCAUACUGUGGAGUGCAUUCUGUAUUCCAUUUGCCCUUUAUACUUUUAAACCCUGCAAAAGCAGGUGGCAUGAAUGGGUUUCAGAGUAGCUAGUCCAGACUGUAUGCUGUUUCAAUGGGCAAUAUAACCUGCAGGCAGUGGUGUUGGGGAGGAAAUAUGCCAUUUGGCUUCAGCUUUACCCUCAGUAAAUUGACAUUGAACUGAACCAGUUUAGGGGAAAGGUUGCUUGUCAUGCCCCAGGACCCAUAAAGCAUUGGAUGACCUCCCCUCUACACCUGCACAAGGCGUCAAUUAUAGCUGUAUUUUAAGAGCUUGGACUGUAAAGUAUUAAUGGUUGAUUGAGUGAAUGAGAGCAGUACAAUGCCACGCUCCCCUUCAGGUUGUACAGUAGAGUACCUAGGAGAGAGUUAUGGGGCAAGGAGGCACUGUAGGAAGUCUGUAGCCAGUCACUGAAGCACAUAGCCAAUCCCUCAAAUCUCAGCUAAUGUGAAGAGGACAGUUACGUGCUGAUGGGCCUCAUACACUGAGUUGAUUGUAAUGUGUGGGAGUGCAACUGCUUCUAGUUAUAACCCUGCAUUUCUGUUUUAAUAAUGAAACCUCGCAAGAUGCCUUCUGUGUAAACGGCUGCUAUGAUGCACUUUUUGUAAAACUCCAUGUACUGUUAAUAGUGCCAGUCGAUAUGACUGUAUUAUAUUCACCUUUAUCAGGAGCUGGAAGAUGGGGCAAAGUGCACUACAUUACUUUUCUUGCAGGGUGCUUUUCUACUGGGGAAGUUUUCUUUUUGUUUGUCUAUGCACAAUCCUAUUUUUCUUUUGGUCACAAUAAAUUAUGCAGUGUUUAGUCA